UAUAUGAUUCUUCUUCUUAUUAAUAUUAUUUAAAUAUGUCUUUAAAAAUCUACCGCCGUGGAAAAACAAUGCAAAUUUUCCGUGACUUCAGUUCCAUCUUACCCAAGAGCGCACAAAACAAAAAUAUUCUACUCCACAAAUUACAUUUUCUUUUCCUGCCAGUGUAAAAGAUUCGUAAAGCCCACUCUAACAUGACAGUAGUGUAGGCACACAUCAUGGUAGUCUUGUCGGUUCUGAAUUAGCUGGAAUAGAUGAGAAGUGGAUUUUUGCCUAAUCUUCCCGGUGUUUGUUUACCUCUGCACUGGUUAGCGUGUUUUACAAGAAGUUGGCAAAUGAUAUACACAUUUUGUACAAGCGGGAUCUGGAGAUGGGAUCGGCUGACGGCGGGGGGAGGAAAACUCCACCCAGCAGAUAGGAUCUUGGGCAGGCAGAGCGGAGGGGGAGUUUGCGCUGAAAGAGCUCGGGCUGGUCGGACGGGAGCUCGAUAUAAGUCCUGCAGAAAACUUCAGAGGGGGCAAAGUCCAGCCCGGGCGAGAGGGAGAUAGGGUGGAACUUGCGAGCGCGCUGGGAACUAAAUCACAUGUGAUUUUUUUUACAGAAAUGCUCCAAAGAUGGCGGUGGUAGUAGCGACUGGAGUUCCGAUUGGCUCUGGAGUGCAAAAAAGUGGAUUUGUGGAGGUUUUGGUGCGAGAGCAGUGGCACAAAGUUUUGGUCAACUUGAACGAGGAAGCGCUCACGUUAAGCUGUGAGAGCAACGUUAACGAGAGUGUCGAUGACAAUGUCAACUCUAACGGCGUUACCAACGGAUCUUACCAUGACAACAGUAAUACCAACUCCAACAAUGGCCCCCAAACUGUGCGCACCGCGUUCACGGACCUCCCGGAGCGGGUACCCGAAGCGAUCGCCAACAAAAAGCGGUGCGUCAAGGUGACCAAGCAGGAAGUCGGGGGACUCGGGAUUAGCAUCAAAGGAGGGAAGGAGAAUAAGAUGCCCAUCCUCAUAAGUAAAAUAUUCAAGGGGCUCGCUGCGGACCAGACCCAGUCUCUGUAUGUGGGGGACGCGAUCCUGUCCGUGAACGGUAUGAACCUGCGGGACGCGACCCACGACGAGGCUGUGCAGGCGUUGAAACGAGCCGGGAAAGAGGUGACUCUGGAAGUCAAGUAUAUGCGUGAGGCCACACCAUAUGUCAAAAAGGGCUCUCCCGUGUCAGAGAUCGGCUGGGAGACGCCUCCUCCCGAGUCUCCCCGUCUCAGCAGCCCUCCUGUCACCUCCUCACCUGAAACUCCAAGUCCUACGAUUCAGCACUCCUUGUCUCUGAACGGUGACAGGAGGUGCAUACCACUGAAGAUGUGUUAUGUAACCCGAGCCAUGACCACACCAGACCCUGAGAACAGACAACUAGAGCUACACUCUCCUGAUGUCAGGCACACUGUGGUGCUGCGUUGCCCAGACCAACCAUCUGCCCUGUCGUGGUUCUCCGCCAUGCACUCUGUCACAUCAGCACUGGCCCAGCGGGUGCUGCAAGAGGUUAUCCAAAACACAGCCAGGGCAGGAGUUGCUGGCAGCAAAGAGAUACGACACCUGGGAUGGCUUGCAGGCAAGACAGAGAGUGAGAAGCAGUGCUGGAAGCCGGUGCUGGUGGUGGUGACAGAAAAGGACCUGCUGCUAUAUGACUGCUUACCACGAGGCCAGGAGGCCUGGCAGAGCCCUACACACACUUACCCACUUUUAGCAACGCGUCUGGUCCACUCAGGCCCUGACCGGGGGUCGCCGCACUCUGGCACAGAGCUGUUCUUUGCCACUCGGACUGGCACACGACUUGGCAUUGAGACUCACCUGUUCCGGACUGAGACCACCAAGGACCUGUCCCUGUGGACCAGACACAUUGUGAAUGGAUGUCACGGAUCAGCUGAGAUGAUCAAAGAAGUCUCUACGAGUUGUCUGUACCGGGGUCAGGAGUGUCGGCUGGCGAUCCACUAUGAGAGGGGCUUCUCUGUGCUGGCUGACCCGAAAGCAGAAGAUGGGGAGGACUUUGAGGAGAGAGUAGCUCGCACUACUAGCAAGCCCCAAGUUCUCCUCUCUUACCCCUUUGAAAAACUAAAGAUGUCUUCAGAUGACGGAGUACGCAUGCUGUUCCUCGACUUUGGGGGGAAGGAAGGGGAAAUUCAAUUGGACCUCCACUCGUGUCCAAAGCCGAUCGUCUUCAUCCUCCACUCUUUCCUCUCUGCUAAGAUCUCCCGCCUGGGUCUGGUAGCUUGAUGGCGUCUCCACAAAGGGACAUGUAAACUUCUUUGAAAGCAGAACUCCACCUUGUCUGUCCGCCUAUCUGCAGCCUGCAUGCAGUUAAACCACCUCAAACUCCUUCAGUCGGAAACCCGAGCUGAGCGAAUGUAGCCUCUAUCUGGAAAUCAAACUCUGUAUGGAUUCUCCAACUCUAUGUUUAAGAAAAAAAAUUAAGAAAGAGAUCAAAGUGAAAAUGUGCUCUUAACAGACUCUCUGUAAUGGCUGCAUGGACUGAAAUGUUGAUUGAAGAAACACGGAGGAAAGUUCAGACUGGCCUAGAUACAGAAGGAUGACAUAAGGACAUAUGAAUGGAGAAUAUCGGGCAUUGCUGUCACGUUCGGAUUUGGAAGGAUUGUCCACGUGUAGCAGGCCUGGGAUGAAUUCACUUUCCAUUCAAUCAAAAUACCAGGCAAACUGCCUUCCAUUUACCAAUUAAAUAAUUUAUUUACCAUUAGCUCUGAAAGGACAUUCUGAAUUUCACUUGUCAUUUUUCUUCCACAAACACUUGACACACUGUGGAAAAACUUUGCGCAUUUGUCUUUAUUAGCGUCCCCUGAGAUGUCUCGCUAGCAGUGUCGGCAUUCAUCAUCGGAGCUCGUCGCCACAGUCCGCGGCUCGGAUUCCCACAGUGUGACAGCUCAUUCAGAUUCAAAAUGUCACUGUAUUCUUUUAACACACCGCACACAAUAAGCUGGUGGCCCAGUAUUUGAGCUGACAGCGAUCUGACAGUUAAAUUAGCGUUACAUGCAUGGAGUUUUACGUUCAGGGCGUAGGGAUGCGUUUGAUUAAAUUAUCCCUGACAGAACUACAGCUAAAUAAGACAUGUAGAGUAUUUUGGAAAAUCUAUUUUGAGCAGAUAAUUUAAAGCAGCAGUUUAAUCUUUUAGGUAAAUAUGCUCGUUGAUGCUCUUGCUGAGAGAUGACUGCUAUAAGCACUUGUGACCACUUUAUUAGGAACUACUAACGCAUUUAAAUCCAAAAGCUCUGCCAGAACUGUGACCUCUUAUGAAGUCGCAUUUUCAGCUUCUCUACCUUUUUGAGCCCUUCACGUGUGCCCGUGGGUUGGUACCUUUCAGUACAGUGCUGUCCAACGCACACCGAUGACCUCGCUCAGAAAUACAAACUAAAAGUCAGAAUGUGGAAACAGCAUGACACCCCAAAGAUAAUGUUUAAUGCAUGAAUUUGCACUACUAACCACAGGUUUCUUACCAAUAGCUAAAUGUUUACUUUCGUCUGCCAUCCUCUUCUUCAUGUUAGUAACUUAGAAAGUAGGAUACCAUUAUUUGAGCAGUUUUCUUGGAUUUAUGUGAGACGUUUUUGCGUGAAUUUUCCGAGUAGUAUUCCAGCACAGCAUGAACAGCUAGUCUGGCUUUGUCUUCCCCAUUUAAUCUUUACUCUACUAGUAAGUUGAUUUUGUUAUCUUUGGACAGAGUGAGGCUAACUUGGUCGAAAAAUAAAGACUUUGCCUGAAAACAGUUAAUCUUAAACUUACAUAAUAAAGUUUAUUUGUAACCUAUUCUGAGGGAAAAAUAUUUUUCCACAAAAUGCCAUUGGAGAAAAUGUUACCAGUUGCUAAAUUGACCUUGUGGUAAAGGGGAUUUAGUCUAAAAAAGACUGCAGCUAAGAACUCGACUAAUAACAGCAAACUCUGUAAAACAAUAACUUGAUGUUUUCACACAAUAAACACAUGACGUGUUAAUAAUUCAGCUCUAGAACCUUUGGACAGACCCAGUGUAGCUGUUUCCUCUUUCCACUCUAAGCUGUGGUCUGUGGCCUUAUGUUUAGAUGACUGAGUGAGCCUUCUCGUUUAAAUCUUUUUAACAAACUGAGUCAGCAUACCUCUCAUCAUUUCAAACAAUCUCACUAAGAGUAUCCAGUCCGAUCAGACGUGAUGAUGCUGUUUUGCUCCUCUUGUCUUAAUUCCAGGGCUGACAAUUUCCCAGCACACCUCUCUCUACAUCACAAACUGCUUACAAACUGCAACCCGAUCACGAAAAUACCUGCCAUGUAUAAUUCAAGUGAUUCUCAGUAUUUGUACUGAAACUUAAAGUUCGAUGAAAUAUUGCCCCAAACUUCCUGUAUUAUUUGUGAGAAAAACCAAAACAAGUUGGCUAUCGUGGUCUUCAAUCCUGCUUUAGUCCUGUAGCCGCCACGCAGCUCAUUAUUCUUUUAGAUGUCACGCAGCAGAUCAACUCUGUAUGCCGCUCUGUCUCUGACAGGCUGGCUGCCGGCUCUUUUCUCGUGCCUUUAAACAUCUGAAGAAAGUAAAUAUUUGAAUUAUAAAAGAAGUGAAUCAGAGAUCACAGGGUGAGCAUGAAAUAGUGUGACUUCUAUGAUGGCUGUUAAAAGUGGUAUUUUUGUGUUUGCGUUCUUUAUAUUAUAAACACACUGAAAUAUUCCCAGUGGUCAUUUACACACACACACACACACACACACACACACACACACACACACACACACACACUGUGAUUGUAAUCUUACUACACUGUAGAAGAAAUCUUUGUUGUACUGAUAGUAAAAGAGACAGUGUAACACCUCGAUAAUCCAGCACUUACUGAUAAUGCCAAACAGCGAGAUGCUCUUUGACUAAAGGAUGCUUUGAUACGUAGAAUACUCCGAUGCCUUCGGCAGCUACUGUACUGUCACUCACAAUGAAAAGCUUAGUUUUUAAUUCAAACUGUGCACAUAAAUCAUGUAUUUAACAACA
Messenger RNA from Haplochromis burtoni (Burton's mouthbrooder), 4988 nucleotides. RefSeq names its product syntrophin, basic 1 (gene sntb1). Gene Ontology annotation, molecular function: structural molecule activity; protein binding. Lineage: Eukaryota; Metazoa; Chordata; Actinopteri; Cichliformes; Cichlidae. Gene Ontology annotation, cellular component: intracellular anatomical structure; synapse; dystrophin-associated glycoprotein complex. The coding region runs from base 612 to 2258 and encodes 548 amino acids. The record is from RefSeq and is a predicted model, not a curated record. The transcript is spliced from 8 exons.